Molecule: messenger RNA, 459 nt
Organism: Paramecium tetraurelia
Lineage: Eukaryota; Ciliophora; Oligohymenophorea; Peniculida; Parameciidae
Exons: 2
Molecular function (GO): calcium ion binding
Source: RefSeq, a predicted model, not a curated record
AUGGGAAACACUUAAUUAACGGAUCAAUAGAUUCUUUUAUACAAGAAUGAAACACAAUUCACUCCAGCUCAAAUAAGAAGAAUACAUAAGAAAUUCUAAUAGCUUGAUACCAACAACAAAGGAUUUGUUAGUGCAACAGAUUUCAUUAAAAUCAUUCAACAUCACAAAUAUAGUCCAUUGUUGAUUUAGUAGUUGAUAGGAAGGAAAUAACAAGAAAUUGAUUUCAUAUCAUUAGUGAGAUUGCUAAAUGCCAUCUAAUUCGGGGACAAAAAUACAUUAUUGACGAAAAUAAUGGAUUAGGACAGAGAUGGUCUAAUUGGUACAGAAGACAUUUAAAAAACAAUAACAGUGUUGAAUCCUAGUUGUUUCAAGAAUUCUUACGAAUUAGCUCAAUAAGUAGUUAAUGAUAAUGAAAAACUAACUUAUAACAAAAUGAUUAAGUUAUUAAUCGAUGAUUGA